Messenger RNA from Priapulus caudatus, 537 nucleotides. RefSeq lists its product as uncharacterized. Bases 1 to 537 code for a protein of 178 amino acids. The transcript has 2 exons. NCBI's taxonomy places the organism in Eukaryota, Metazoa, Priapulida, Priapulimorpha, Priapulimorphida, Priapulidae. The record is from RefSeq and is a predicted model, not a curated record.
AUGCCUAGGGCGCUGUCUCAACUAGCGCUGCCUCAACUCGCGCUGCCUCAACCAGCGCUGCCUCAACUCGCGCUGUCUCAACUCACGCUGCCUCAACUAGCACUGUCCCAACUAGCGCUGCCUCAACUCGCGCUGUCUCAACUAGUGCUGCCUCUACUAGCGCUGCCUCAACUCGCGCUGCCUCAACCAGCGCUGCCUCAACUCGCGCUGUCUCAACUCACGCUGCCUCAACUCGCGCUGCCUCAACUCGCGCUGUCUCAACUCGCGCUGUCUCAACUCGCGCUGUCUCUACUAGCGCUGUCUCAACUCGCGCUGUCUCAACUAGCGCUGUCUCAACUCACGCUGUCUCAACUCGCGCUGUCUCAACUCACGCUGCCUCAACUAGCGCUGCCUCAACUCGCGCUGUCUCAACUCGCUCUGUCUCAACCAGCGCUGUCUCAACUCGCGCUGCCUGAACUCGCGCUGUCUCAACUCGCGCUGCCUCAAAUAUCACUGUCUCAACUCGUUAUCAACAUGAUAGCUAGCCCUAUUAUAUGA